CCAGUUCCGUGUUCACGGCCGCUGCACGGACACAGAGCCGAGCGACGGUGUCAGCGCACAACAUGACAGAUUUUAACCCAGAACACAAAAUAAAACAUCACCUUCGGUAACGGGAUAAACGGAAUAUCUGUGUCGACAAGACGCGUCAACGCCAGAGGUUUAGCGGGGCAGAAAUGAGCAGUGGCCAGCCGUCUGUCCAGCUGGAGGAGCUGCGGAGGAGAGCCGUGUCCCGCCUGUCCUCCUCAGGCUCUGCCCAGGAUGUGAAGGCUGAGGUCCUGGCCAUGGCCAGCCUGGCCCUGGCCCCGUCUGAGAAGUAUCGCCACAUUGCAGCGGAGGCCAUGCUGAGGGAGAACGCGGCCGGCCAAAGCAGGCAGCAGGUUGUGGAGUGUUUGAGCCGACUGGUCAAGGCCCUGAGCAUCCUGGAGAAGUACGGCUGCAACCUGACGAGCCCUGCCAGGCCCAGGUUCUGGCGCAGCGUCAAGCACAACAAUCCGGUCUUCAGGGCCACUGUGGACGCCAUCAAGGGUGGGCGGGGAGUCCUGUAUCUCUACGGCUACACCAACCAGCAGUUUGAUGGACUCAGUUUCCCUGACGAUGUCACCGACCCAGAUGCUGACAAAGUCGCUGCAGUGACGCUGGAGGUCAUGACCUUGCGCUUGGAGGUGGACAUGCUGGUCAAGGCGUCACAUCCUCACCCAGAGUUCUUCUCAGACAUGAUUCCAUUUAUUGUCCAGCAGGAGAAGCUGGUGUGUGACGCUGUGGUCAUCCCACCUGAGUUGAAGCAGGAGGAGAAGUCCCAGCCUCCAUCGAUCCCGAGCAAACCCACUCUGCCUCCCGGGCCAGCCCAGUCCCCCAAACCCUUGACAAGCUCUCCUCCACCUGGAGAAUGUAAUUUGUGCGGUGGCACCACUACUCUGCUCUGCCCGUCUUGUGGCAAUCUGCCUUUCUGUGACGCCUGUGACGACCUCUACCACCGCCACCCCUCCAGAGCCGUUCACAAGAGAGACCGGAUACAGAAAGCCAAACAGGAGACGUGCUCCAUCUGUGGUGUUUCCCCUGUGCUUGUCCAGUGCUCCAUCUGCGUUCAGAGGCUGUGUCUGAACUGCGACAGGCUCUUCCACUCUCACCCGGACCGCAAAGGCCAUCACAGGACGCAGGUCAACACUGCAGCCAAAACGUCCAGCCUCCCUCAGUCCCAGUGGGAGUGUGGUCACUGCACCACAGUCAACGAGAUGCGAGCCGUGCUCUGUGUGACCUGUGAGCGGCCUCGCCUCGCCACGGCCGCCUCCAGCGCUCAGGAAGACCCUCUGCUAGUCCCUUCUUCACCCAACGCAGAGUGGCAGUGUAAGAGCUGCACGGUAUUGAACCAGGGCAGCAGCGUCCUGUGUGAGGCGUGUGAGCGCCCUCGCCUGGCCACUCGACCCCCUGUCGCCCCGGCACAGUCCACCCCUCGGUCUCUGACUGACAUUGCAAAAGAGUGGACAUGCCAGUUCUGCACCUAUGCAAACCCCAAGCCCUCUGUAGUGUGUGAGAUGUGCAACAAUCCGUGUAAAGACCCCGCCACAGUUUCUCUUCCCCCAGUCCUCCAGACACAGCCGCCCACUAAGGAGUCCCCCCAGCCGGCAGUGAAGCCCCAGCCACUGCCCAGGGUCAACCUGGAGCUGAAGAGACAGAAGCUGAUGAGGGAAGAUGGCCUCAAACUGAUCAACCACAUAAGAGAAGCAGAAAAGAAGGGAGUCAGUCCAGAGGAAGUGUACGCUGCCCUCUGUGUCUGUGGUGGCAGUAACCCCUGUGACUGGCUGUCAUCAGAGCUGCCACACCUGCUGGAUGAAAUCUGUGCCUUGGCAGCCUCAGUUUUUCUUUCUGGGACGCAACAGACUACUGAGGCAGAUGGAGGGACGGUGGAGCAGAGUGCUCCCGAUUCCAUGGCUGAAGGUGUAAAGCUGUCCAGAGCCGAGGCCAAGCAGGCAUGGCUGGCAGCAGGGGGCGACACCGAGAAGGCAGUGAAGCACCUACUGAGGGACAGGCAGGCCAAGAUGAGGGAGCUGCAGUCUCUGGGUUUCCGGGAAGUGUCUCAGUGUGAGGAGGCCUUGCGUCUGAGUGGAGGAGAGGUGAAGGGGGCCUUGUCUCUGAUGCAGCGCCCUCUGCUGGAGCCUUUCCACCAGCGGAUCUGGAGCGAGCAGCCCGAGCCGCCGGUUGAUCCCCAUCACCCUGACAAACAGAGGAUGUGCAGGCGCCUGCUGGCACUAUACAACCUGCCCAGCUGGGGGCGCUGCGAGCUGGCCCUGUCCUUGCUGCAGGAGCCAGACAUCACGUACACCCUGGAAGACGUGGUGCAAGCUGUUAAAGAAUCCCACAACAGGGACUUCAUCAGGCGGCUCCUCAACAACGAAUGUCCCUGCUGCCUGAGCAUUUUCCCCUGCAGCAAGAUGCAGUCGCUGACCUCCUGUCAGUGCUCAGUGUGCCACGAGUGUUUCAGCCAGCACUUCACCAUCGCCGUGAGAGACAAACACAUCAGAGACAUGGUGUGUCCCGUGUGCGCCGGCCCAGACAUCAACGACCCCGAACAGCUGGACAGCUACUUCUCCAUCCUGGACAUACAGCUGCGGGACUGUCUGGAGCCCGACGUGUACGACCUGUACCACAAGAAGUUGACGGAGCACACUCUGAUGAAAGACCCCAAGUUCCUGUGGUGCUGUCAUUGCAUCUCUGGGUUUAUCUAUGACGGAAACCAGCUGAAGGUAACCUGCCCGUCUUGCCGUAAGAGCUUUUGCGCUCAGUGCAAGAAACCUUGGGAGCCGCAGCACCAGGAUGUGUCCUGCGAGCAGUUCCAGCAGUGGAAGAGGGAGAAUGAUCCCGAGUACCAGAGGCAGGGUCUGGCCGGCUACCUGAGAGACAACGGCAUCACCUGUCCUCACUGCAGGUUCCAGUAUGCGCUCAGUAAAGGCGGCUGCAUGCACUUCAGCUGCUCCCAGUGCAGAUAUCAGUUCUGCAGCGGCUGCAACAACCCCUUCCACAAGACGGCGUGUAAGACGGCCCAGUGUAAGCUGACUGGUCUGCAUGCUCAUCACCCGCGGGACUGCCUCUUUUAUCUCCGGGACUGGGAGCCGGCGAGGCUGCAGGAGCUGCUGCAGAGGAACACCGUGGAGUUCAACAUGGAUCCUCCUAAUGGGACACAGACUGACACUUGUGGUGUGAUGGAGCAGAAGGAUGAAGGAGGUCAGCAGACUGACUCACCGUGCGGCAUCAAGACGCAGCCGGGCCAGGCCGGACUGUGCGAGAAGCACUACAAGGAGUAUCUGGUCAGUCUGAUUAACGCACACUCGCUGGACCCGGCCCCGCUCUACGAUGCCCAGGAGCUGGGGGUGGCCUGCGACAGAUACCAGGUGGACAGGCAGAGGGGGGAGAACGAGGAGGACAACGCCUACCACGCCCGCCUGCUGCAGAAACUGAUGGAAGUUCCUCUCGGAGAAAAAGUCCCUCGAAGCAAAUGAAGAUUCCUGAACUCAGCCCAAUACCACAAAAAGAAAUACAUUUUGCCUUUUUUGUCUCUUUAAAAAAACAUCCAGUUGUCGCUGUUUAUGUCUCUGUUUUAUUAUUUUAUUGGCGGCUUGUGUUCCGUUUUUCUUCUGUAAUAUUCACUGUGGAAGGUAGUUCUCCUCUUUCUCUCUUCUCUUAAUUGUGAAGAAAAAAAAUAUUGACAAGUAUUGAGUUUCUUCAUCAUGCCUGUGUCUUUAUCUUCAACCUUUCUGUCAGUGUGGGAUUAAAUCUUGUCCGUUUUAAUGUUUAUGUCAUGUAUUAUUGAGGUUCCUAAUGGCAAAUACAAUUAAAAAGGAAUAUAUCUGUGGCAGUCUGGUGUAAAGAGAGCCUGAUACCUUUGUACAUCAGUAAUUUGCACAUGUUUCAUCUCAUGGAGCUGAAUAAAAAAUCCAUACUGUAUAUCCA
Molecule: messenger RNA, 3945 nt
Organism: Myripristis murdjan (pinecone soldierfish)
Lineage: Eukaryota; Metazoa; Chordata; Actinopteri; Holocentriformes; Holocentridae
Product: E3 ubiquitin-protein ligase RNF31-like
Exons: 24
Coding region: 174-3494 (1106 amino acids)
Biological process (GO): protein linear polyubiquitination
Cellular component (GO): LUBAC complex
Molecular function (GO): zinc ion binding; ubiquitin protein ligase activity; linear polyubiquitin binding
Source: RefSeq, a predicted model, not a curated record